AUACCAACAUUACAGGCGUCCACCAUUUUGCUGGGGGCAGCUGACAUUUGUUUGUGAGAGAAAAACCAGGGGAAUAUAGCAAACACUCGCUCAAAAUGGGUGCCUCUGCGAUUCCUAUUGCUGUUUUUACCAUCCUUUGGGGUGUCGUCGGUAUUGUGUGCCCCUUCUUUGCCCCUAAGGGUCCUAACAGAGGGAUUAUCCAGGUGGUGUUGAUGCUAACAGCUGCCACAUGUUGGUUAUUCUGGCUGUGCGCGUACAUGGCGCAGAUGAACCCGCUCAUCGGGCCCAGACUCAGCAACGAGACGCUCAUCUGGAUGGCGCGCAAAUGGGGCAACCCCAUCAACAUGACUGCAUAGAUCGGCGGCCACUUAUAAUUUAAUUUAAUUUUGUAUAAUUAUUUUCCUAAAAUCGAGGAACUGUUUAAUAACAUCAAAAACAUUCAAGGAUCAAUAUAUAUUAUAUGUGUAAGCGAAUACCUCCAUAACAUGGGGCUUGGAUUUAAUAUAAAAUAACACAAACACCUUUAAUUAUGUUCGUGAAUAUCUCCCUAACAAAAAGGGACUGUUGAAUUUUAUGUAAUAAUUUAAUAAAAUAAACAAACGUAUAUGUAAGCUCGUUGCAAAGUAUUUAACUAUCAUUCCGCGUUCUCGCUGUGUACACGGUGUGAAGUGUUUAAUGUACCUAUUGUAGAUAUUUUACUUCAAUAAAGUUAUAUGAGUUA
This is a messenger RNA of Cydia pomonella (codling moth), 721 nucleotides long. RefSeq names its product V-type proton ATPase subunit e 2-like. Lineage: Eukaryota; Metazoa; Arthropoda; Insecta; Lepidoptera; Tortricidae. The transcript has 4 exons. Gene Ontology annotation, molecular function: proton-transporting ATPase activity, rotational mechanism. Gene Ontology annotation, biological process: proton transmembrane transport. The record is from RefSeq and is a predicted model, not a curated record. Bases 96 to 356 code for a protein of 86 amino acids. Gene Ontology annotation, cellular component: proton-transporting V-type ATPase, V0 domain; plasma membrane proton-transporting V-type ATPase complex.